Cynara cardunculus var. scolymus (artichoke) is the source of this 1902-nucleotide messenger RNA. RefSeq names its product cytokinin dehydrogenase 5-like. The transcript is spliced from 5 exons. The coding region runs from base 7 to 1575 and encodes 522 amino acids. Gene Ontology annotation, molecular function: FAD binding; cytokinin dehydrogenase activity. The record is from RefSeq and is a predicted model, not a curated record. Lineage: Eukaryota; Viridiplantae; Streptophyta; Magnoliopsida; Asterales; Asteraceae. Gene Ontology annotation, biological process: cytokinin metabolic process.
CGAAUCAUGGCAGCUAAGCUCCUACUGCUCUCCGCUAUAUGCCGUUUGAUAGUGAUCGUUGGAUUAACACUACACCCUACCGACAUCCUUCUCGUCGGAACGGAAAAUCAAUUAAGCUUCAACCGGUCGGAUAUCCAGUCAGCUUCUCUCGAUUUCGGAAGAAUGAAGACCGUGGAGCCGAUGGCUGUUCUCCACCCAGCCUCCGCCAGCGACGUCUCAAACCUUGUAAAAUUAGCCUUCGAAUCGGCUCACGGAUUCGCCGUAUCCGCGAGAGGCCACGGGCAUUCAAUCAACGGUCAAUCUCAGGCCGCCAAUGGAGUGGUGAUUCAAAUGAGCGGAUCGAGAGGACGGUGGUCGCCGGAGGUUUCCGAGAAGUUGAUGUAUGUAGACGUGUGGGGCGGAGAGCUUUGGAUCGAUGUGCUCAAGUCCACGCUACAAUAUGGACUGGCACCAAAAUCGUGGACUGACUACUUGUACCUUUCUGUUGGUGGUACACUUUCUAAUGCAGGAAUCAGUGGCCAAGCUUUCAACCAUGGCCCUCAGAUUAGCAAUGUUCAUGAGGUCGAGGUCGUCACCGGAAAGGGGGAGGUGGUGACGUGCGCAGAGGAUAAAAACUCGGAGUUGUUUCAUGCGGUUAUGGGAGGUUUAGGGCAAUUUGGGAUCAUCACAAGGGCUAGAAUCGCAUUGGAACCUGCCCCUCAAAGGGUGAGAUGGAUUCGGGUACUGUAUUCAAGCUUUUCGGGUUUUACCCAUGAUCAAGAGUAUCUCAUAUCUCUCCAUGGCCAACCAAAGUUUGACUACGUGGAGGGUUUUGUGAUAGUGGAUGAAGGUCUCAUUAACAACUGGAGAUCCUCCUUUUUCUCCCCCAGUAAUCCAAUUAAAAUCUCUUCCAUUAAUGCUGGUGGUGGCAAUGUGUUAUACUGCUUGGAGAUCACCAAGAAUUACUACCAACACUCCGGCCCAGAAUCCAUCGAUCAGGAAGUGGAAGCUUUGUUACAGAAAUUAAACUAUAUACCAGGAUCAGUCUUCACCACUGACCUUCCAUAUGUGGAUUUCUUGGACCGGGUUCACAAGGCCGAGUUGAAACUCCGGUCUAAGGGUUUAUGGGAUGUUCCACACCCAUGGCUUAACCUCUUUGUACCCAAAUCAAGAAUUGCUGACUUUGACCAAGGAGUCUUCAAGGGCAUUUUGGGUAAUAAGACUAGUGGCCCUAUACUCAUCUACCCCAUGAACAAAAACAAGUGGGAUGACAAGACUUCAGUGGUGACGCCAAAUGAGGAUGUGUUUUACUUGGUGGCGUUGCUUAGGUCUGCAUUGGAGAAUGGUGAAGAAGCACUCACAUUAGAGCGUUUAAGCGAUGAGAAUCGUCGGAUUUUGAAUUUCUGCAAUGAAAAUAAUAUCGGUGUUAAACAGUAUUUGCCACACCAUACUACACAACAAGAGUGGAUGGACCACUAUGGAGAAAAAUGGCCCCAAUUCUAUAAGAGGAAAAUGGAGUUUGACCCUCGUCAUAUAUUAGCUACCGGUCAAAAGAUAUUUGAGCCUAGUUUCACUUCUAUGACAAGGUCGUGGUGAUGAUGGUUGCAAUAACAACAAUGGCUAAAAAUUGCAGAGAAGUUAAAGAUCUUUGUAUAAGUCACAAAAUAUACUGACCUCGUUAGACAUAUUACUGUACAUAAGAACAAACGUUAUCAUAGAUCAAAACUAAUCAUUUUUUUUAUAUUCUUCUAUAUAUUUUUAGUCGAUUUCGAUUUUUGUCACCACAUGUGAGCUAAAAUUGACGACUCCUUUUUGAAUCAUUGGUCGACCUACAUAUAAGUCAAAGUAUAUGCACAUGUAUACCCAAUCUUUUUUGGGGUAACGUGAAAGAAACAAAAAAUAAGCAUCGUUUAGUGUGGACAU